AUGAACACCCCACACUUCCCUCUCCUGCAUAUCCCGGCGAACUAUAUGCCCCUUGCCCUCUGCCCCUUGCCCUCUGUCCCUUGCCCUCUGCCCCUUGCCCUCUCCCCCUUGCCCUCUCCCCCUUGCCCUCUCCCCCUUGCUCUCUCCCCCUUGCCCUCUCCCCCUUGCCCUCUCCCCGCGCACCUCUUCCCCUCUGUCCCCCUCUCCUGCAUGCAGCGCGGAGGCAUGCUCGCUCAUCCCUGGGGGCAUGCGCUCAUUAGUGUGGCGCGCGCAUGGCAUGGGGAGCUUGCCGCGCCCAAGGCAGCAAGAGGGGGUAGCAGCCCCACUGACCUCCUCCCCAGCAAGAAGGUCAGUACGGAGGUGACAAGAGGCGCAGGGCAGUGCGCAGUGAGGGGCGCUGCAGUUACAGCAGCAGUGGUGGGGGGGAAAGAUGCGGAGAGGGGAGGCAAGGGUGGGCGGGGAGCAGUGGGGAGGGGCGUAGAUGAGGCGGUGAUGGUGGUUGGCAGUGCACACAGCAGUGCGGACGAGACGUUCAUGAAGAGGCGGAAGGGCGGCAAGCUGGCACGGUGGAAAGAGGAAGUGCGUGAGGCGGAGAAGGAGAAGGAGGAGCGGAGGCGGCGUCUCAUUGGCAAGGCGAGGGCGCGUCAGAAGUGGAGAGUGUCAUCAAAGGUGGGUUCGUGCACGCCAGUGGUGCAAGCCAGUGGUGCAUGCCAGUGGUGCACGCCAGUGGUGCACGCCAGUGGUGCAUGCCAGUGGUGCAUGCCAGUGGUGCAUGCUAGUGGUGCAUGCCAGUGGUGCAUGCCAGUGGUGCAUGCCAGUGGUGCAUGCCAGUGGUGCAUGCCAGUGGUGCAUGCCAGUGGUGCAUGCCAGUGGUGCAUGCCAGUGGUGCAUGCCAGUGGUGCAUGCCAGUGCUGCAUGCCAGUGCUGCAUGCCAGUGGUGCAUGCCAGUGUGGUGCAUGCCAGUGGUGCAUGCCAGUGGUGCAUGCCAGUGGUGCAUGCCAGCGGUGCAUGCCAGUGGUGCAUGCUAGUGGUGCAUGCCAGUGGUGCAUGCCAGUGGUGCAUGCCAGUGGUGCAUGCCAGUGGUGCAUGCCAGUGGUGCAUGCCAUGGUGCAUGCCAGUGGUGCAUGCCAGUGGUGCAUGCCAGUGGUGCAUGCCAGUGGUGCAUGCCAGUGGUGCAUGCCAGUGGUGCAUGCCAGUGGUGCAUGCCAGUGGUGCAUGCCAGUGGUGCAUGCCAAUGGUGCAUGCCAGUGGUGCAUGCCAGUGGUGCAUGCCAGUGAUGCAUGCCAGUGGUGCAUGCCAGUGGUGCAUGCCAGUGCUGCAUGCCAGUACCAUGGGUCACUGGUCAUGAAGAAGAGUAGCCCUGUCACUGGCCGUCUGACGUGGCUGGCGUCCCCUGCCCCCGCUCCGCCCAUGCGCCUUACCUCCCCCACCCAUGUGCGCCUCUGCACCUCUGUCCCCCACCCCACCUCCUGCGUGCAGCGCUCAUCCGCGAGGGUGAGCGCGCGGUAUGGCAGCAGCAGAGCCGAGCGGAGCAAGAAGCAUGAGCGCCUGGCGUCGCGCACUCGCGCUGCACACGUGGACUGGCGAGCAGAGCUGGCUGCAGCCGUGCGGGUGGGGCUGGCGGGCGGGCGACUGCAAGCUGGUGCGGUGCGUUGGGCUGCUGCACCGGGCACGUGGCGUUAA
Molecule: messenger RNA, 1683 nt
Organism: Closterium sp. NIES-65
Lineage: Eukaryota; Viridiplantae; Streptophyta; Zygnematophyceae; Desmidiales; Closteriaceae
Source: the annotation of a GenBank genome assembly